AUGGAUGACAAGAAGAAGCAUCACAAGAAGAAAAAAAUUGGGAAGAAGGCGAAGAAGAAGAAAAUAAGCAAGGGAGGAAAUCGCGGUGGAAAGAAAAAUGAAGUGAAAAAGUAUCAUAAGGCCUUCGCCUUCAGCGGAGGUAUUCGAAGUGCCCACAGAAGAAAACAACACCAAUUUGAGUUAGAGGAGAAGAAGUUAAGGGUGCCAAGGAAUUUUAAAGAAUGCAGUAAAAGUAGCCCACUGAUAGUGGCUAUACAAGGUCCGAAAGGAGUUGGUAAAAGCACUCUUUUGAAAAGCCUCAUUAAGCACUACGUUGGUGUAUCCAUCAAUGAAGUAAAGGGGCCUAUAUCGAUAAUAACGAAGGCAUUGAAAAGGUACACGUUCAUAGAGGUGGAGGACAAUAUUUUAAGUAUGAUUGAUGUUGCGAAAAUUUCAGAUCUUUGUCUGCUCGUUAUCGAUGGGAGCUAUGGACUUGAACUGGAAACCCUUGAAUUUGUAAGUAUUUUGAAUACCCAUGGGUUGCCGAAGGUUAUAGCUGUAGUUACCCACAUGGACAAGUUUAAGGAUAGUAAGAGUAUCCGGAAGAGGAAGAAGAAAUUGAGUAAGAGGUUUAGCGAAGAAAUGGUCGAGGGGGCAAAAAUAUUCUUUUUUAGUGGAAUUCAAAGUGGCAAAUAUAACAAAACGGAGGUUCGUAACUUUUCUAAAUUCGUUUCGUCCGUAAGGAGACCACAUAUCUCUUGGAGGGAGCAGCAUGGAUACGUUUUGGGUUUGCGCUUAGAUGUGGAUGAGGUUGCAACGGAAGAAGAAGAGGAGGAGGACAAGCGAAUUAACUCCUUUCUCUCCAAAUGUGAUGAGCAAGUGUGUGUCCACGUGGAAGGAUUCGUUUAUGGAUCCAAAAUUUUUAACAAUCAAGUCUUACACAUUCCUAAUAUCGGGGAUGUAGAAAUUAGGGAUAUUAAAAUCUUGCAGGAUCCGUUCCUUACAGAUGAACAGAAGAAAAAUCCAAACGUAUAUGCCCCUAUGGCAGAUGUUGGUAAUGUGGCAUUCGACUUGGAUAACAUGUUUAUACACAUACCGAAGAGCAAGGUGAACUUCACGCCGGGGGAGGCUCUCCUUGGGGAUAGUGCAGAAAAUGGAAAGGAAAUUGGUGGGCAGAGUGUAGGAGGAAGUGAUGAAGAAAGUGGUGGAGAAAGUAACGGUGGGGCGGAUGAUCCCUCUGCCAGGCGGGAUGAUGAACGAUACAUGACGGAGGGCAUACGCAUGAUUCGGGCUCUACAAACGUCAAAGUAUGCCCUGUGUAGCAAUACAGGCGCGGAGGAGGAGCCAUUGCUAUUCGAUGGUCAGGAGGAAAGGAACCACCGAAGGAAGGCCCCCUCCAACGUGUUCGUUAGCGAACGACAAAAGAAGAAGAAGCAGGCGGAGAAGUACGUUAACGAAAAGGUGAAGGAGUACACGGAGCUGGAGCCCAUUUUGUUUGGGAAGAAGGACGCGGAGGACGACUACCACUACGCGGAUGGAGUGAGUUUGUCGGCUAGCGGGGGAGAGGAAGACGACAAGGGCAACAAUGACGAUGACAACAAUGAUGUUGACAACAAUGAUGAUGACGACAGUGAUUAUGAUAGUAACGACGAUGAUGGUAGUGACGACUCGGAUGAUGAUGACGAUGAUGACGAUGAUGACGACGACAACAACGAUGAUAAGAAUGAUGAUGACAGUGAUGAUGAUGGUGAUGAUGGUGGUGAUGAUGAUGGUAACGAUGAUGGUAACGAAGAUGAAGAGGAGGACUUGGGCGUGAACUUCGCCAACGGCAGGGAGGACCAGCUGGCGCAGGAACUCGCCUUCGACAACAAAGCGAAUUUUGAGACGUUCAUUUAUGACAGGCGCUACAUCCACAGGAAGAACAACCACCUGUACUUCAAGGGGGAUAUCCUGGUGUUGAUGCGGCGGCAGGAGGAGGGGGUGCAGGAGGAACAAGAUUUCCUUAGCCUCUUCAGUAUGGACUCGGUGAAGGAAGAGAAGGCGCAACGACUAUACAGCUACAUGCAUGAAGAGAACUACUUUCUAGACGAGCCGGAUUCCUUUAAGUGGACUAAAGAUGAAGUGUUCGUUUUUAACAACCUGACCGUGUCGUUAGGGGAUAUUGCGGAUGAGGCCUUGGCGGAACAGUUCUUCUCGCGGUACAGGAGCCUGUACGAGGGGUGUUUUGCAGCGACCGAUGAUGCAGAGAGCGACGGAGAGGUGGGCAUGGCCAGUGAAGAAGAGGUAAAGAAGCGAGACGACAAUUCCGGAGGGGAAGAUAAACUCGGAGGGGAAGACCAAUUUGGAGGGGGUGAUAUUGCGAUGGUGGGCGAAGAGGACGGGAAGGCCUCCCUGAAGAAGGAAAAGGCAGAAAGGGAACAGAAGAAAGAAAAGUACCAAGAGACGGAGAGCAUCGGUGUGUUAAACUCCAACACAUACGGAUCCUCUGUGAAUAUCGGUGAGUACAUAAAACUGGUUUUCAAAAUUGAGCGCAAAAAAUUAGCACUGAUGAAAAAGAGCAUUAUAAUCUGUGGAGGAUUACAAACGUAUGAGGAGAAGGAGUCCAUUAUUCACUGCAGAGUAAAAAAGCAUCGGUGGUUCCCAAAAGUAUUAAGGUCCAACGACCCAAUGAUAAUCUCGAUAGGUUGGAGGAGGUACCAGAGUAUCCCCAUAUAUUCUAUAAACGAGAGAAACAACGUAAGGAUACGAUUCUUAAAGUAUACAACAGAACACAUGCAUUGUAAUUGCACUUUUUAUGGACCAGUGGCAGGUGCAAACAAUGGAAUUUUGGCAAUCGCUAAGUAUAACAAGGUACCCUACUACCGCAUCUGCUUCAAUGGAGUGACAUUGGAGACGAAUGCAAAUAUAAAAAUAAUGAAAAAACUGAAACUCAUUGGAGAGCCAUAUAAAAUUUUUAAAAAUACAGCUUUUGUAAAAAAUAUGUUUAACUCAGAUUUGGAAGUAUGCAAAUUCAUUAAUUGUCCUGUGGUGACUCCGAGUGGAAUAAAAGGAUUGAUUAAAAGUAAGCUCUCCGAAAAUGGCAACUGCAGAUGUACGUUUGCAGACAAAAUUCGCAUUAGCGACAUUGUGAUUCUGAAGCUCUACGUGAAUGUGAAAAUAAAAAAUUUCUUUACUUACGAUGUGGAGAAUAAACUGAGAUCCAUAAAUGAGCUACGGUAUAUAUACAAUUUGUAUGUUAACCACAAAAGUAAUUAUAGAAGCGUACCGUUUCGACAUUUUUAUCAUUCGAAAAUACAUAUCAAUCCAAAGCUGAUAAAGGAACUUCCUUAUAAAUCGAAGCCUAAGUUAUUUAGCAAAAUGAACAAUGAGGAAGAGUUAAAAAAACAGAAACAAAAGAAAGAUGACCAGAUUAACUUCCAGGCACUGGAAAAUCCCAAGUUAGCUUCUCGCUGGUACCAAAUGCUCCAUACCAUUAAAAAGAACAUAGUGGACAAGAGGAAAGAAAAGGCAAAAGUGUCUUACCAUAACAAACUAAAAAAGACACUUAUGGUGGAGGAAGCUAAGAACAAGGUCGUCAAGCAACGGAAGAAAAUGUCUUAUCGCAAGGGAAAGACGCGCACACACCCUUGA
This is a messenger RNA of Plasmodium knowlesi strain H, 3609 nucleotides long. Its product is annotated as aarp2 protein, putative. The coding region runs from base 1 to 3609 and encodes 1202 amino acids. Lineage: Eukaryota; Apicomplexa; Aconoidasida; Haemosporida; Plasmodiidae. Gene Ontology annotation, biological process: endonucleolytic cleavage of tricistronic rRNA transcript (SSU-rRNA, 5.8S rRNA, LSU-rRNA); ribosome biogenesis; maturation of SSU-rRNA from tricistronic rRNA transcript (SSU-rRNA, 5.8S rRNA, LSU-rRNA). Gene Ontology annotation, cellular component: 90S preribosome; nucleus. The transcript has a single exon. The record is from RefSeq and is a predicted model, not a curated record. Gene Ontology annotation, molecular function: U3 snoRNA binding; GTP binding; GTPase activity.